CAGGAUGCAGCACUGGGCCCGGCGCCUGGAGCAAGAGAUCGAUGGUGUGAUGCGGAUUUUUGGGGGCGUCCAGCAGCUCCGUGAGAUCUACAAGGACAACAGGAAUCUGUUUGAGGUGCAGGAGAACGAGCCUCAGAAGUUGGUGGAGAAGGUGGCAGGAGACAUCGAGAGCCUGCUGGACAGGAAGGUGCAGGCCCUGAAGAGAUUGGCCGACGCUGCAGAGAACUUCCAGAAAGCCCACCGCUGGCAGGACAACAUCAAGGAGGAAGACAUCCUGUACUAUGACGCCAAGGCCGAUGCUGAGCUGGACGACCCUGAGAGUGAGGAUGUGGAGAGGGGGUCCAAGGCCAGCACCCUAAGGCUGGACUUCGUUGAGGACUCAAACUUCAAGAACAAGGUCAACUACUCGUACACGGCCGUGCAGAUCCCCACGGACAUCUACAAAGGCUCCACUGUCAUCCUUAAUGAACUCAACUGGACAGAGGCCCUGGAGAAUGUGUUUAUCGAGAACCGCAGGCAGGACCCUACACUGCUGUGGCAGGUCUUUGGCAGUGCCACAGGAGUCACUCGCUACUAUCCAGCCACCCCAUGGCGAGCCCCUAAGAAAAUCGACCUGUACGAUGUCCGAAGGAGACCCUGGUAUAUCCAGGGGGCCUCGUCGCCCAAGGACAUGGUCAUCAUCGUGGAUGUGAGCGGCAGCGUGAGUGGCCUGACCCUGAAGCUGAUGAAGACGUCCGUCUGUGAGAUGCUGGACACGCUCUCUGAUGAUGACUAUGUGAACGUGGCCUCGUUCAAUGAAAAGGCACAGCCUGUGUCAUGCUUCACACACCUGGUGCAGGCCAAUGUGCGUAACAAGAAGGUGUUCAAGGAAGCUGUGCAGGGCAUGGUGGCCAAGGGCACCACAGGCUACAAGGCCGGCUUUGAGUAUGCCUUCGACCAGCUGCAGAACUCCAACAUCACUCGUGCCAACUGCAAUAAGAUGAUCAUGAUGUUCACGGAUGGUGGUGAGGACCGCGUGCAGGAUGUCUUUGAGAAAUACAAUUGGCCCAACCGGACGGUGCGUGUGUUCACUUUCUCCGUGGGGCAACACAACUACGACGUCACACCCCUGCAGUGGAUGGCCUGCGCCAACAAAGGUUACUAUUUUGAGAUCCCUUCCAUUGGAGCCAUCCGCAUUAACACACAGGAAUAUCUGGAUGUAUUGGGCAGGCCCAUGGUACUGGCAGGCAAGGAGGCCAAGCAGGUGCAGUGGACCAACGUGUAUGAGGAUGCACUGGGGCUGGGGUUAGUGGUGACAGGGACCCUCCCUGUUUUCAACCUGACACAGGAUGGCCCUGGGGAAAAGAAGAACCAGCUGAUCCUGGGUGUGAUGGGCAUCGAUGUGGCUCUGAAUGACAUUAAGAGGCUCACUCCAAACUACACGCUUGGAGCUAACGGCUAUGUGUUUGCCAUUGACCUGAACGGCUACGUGUUGCUGCACCCCAACCUCAAGCCCCAGGUGAGCCAGGGGGGUGGCCAGGAGGAGGGUAAACUCUACAGGAUGGGGACCCCUGACUUCCUGCCCUGCCUCCCACAGACCACCAACUUCCGGGAGCCUGUGACUCUGGACUUCCUGGAUGCUGAGCUGGAGGAUGAGAACAAAGAGGAGAUCCGUCGGAGCAUGAUCGAUGGCAACAAGGGCCACAAGCAAAUCAGAACACUGGUCAAGUCCCUGGACGAGAGGUACGUAGACGAGGUGAUGCGGAACUACACCUGGGUACCUAUAAGGAGCACCAACUACAGCCUAGGGCUUGUGCUCCCGCCCUACAGCACCUUCUACCUCCAAGCCAACCUCAGUGACCAGAUCCUGCAGGUCAAGUUGCCAAUCAGCAAACUGAAGGAUUUUGAGUUCCUGCUCCCCAGCAGCUUUGAGUCUGAAGGACAUGUUUUCAUUGCUCCCAGAGAGUAUUGCAAGGACCUGAAUGCCUCAGACAACAACACCGAGUUCCUGAAAAACUUCAUUGAGCUCAUGGAGAAAGUGACUCCAGACUCCAAGCAGUGCAACAACUUCCUUCUGCACAACCUGAUCUUGGACACAGGCAUCACACAGCAGCUGGUGGAGCGUGUGUGGCGGGACCAGGAUCUCAACACGUACAGCCUUCUGGCCGUGUUCGCUGCCACUGAUGGUGGCAUCACUCGCGUAUUCCCCAACAAAGCAGCGGAUGACUGGACGGAGAAUCCAGAGCCCUUCAAUGCCAGCUUCUACCGUCGUAGCCUGGACAACCAUGGCUAUGUCUUCAAGCCCCCGCACCAGGACGCCCUGUUAAGGCCACUGGAGCUGGAGAAUGACACAGUGGGCAUCCUCGUCAGCACAGCUGUGGAGCUCAGCCUGGGUGGACGCACACUGAGGCCAGCAGUGGUAGGUGUUAAGCUGGACCUAGAGGCCUGGGCCGAGAAGUUCAAGGUGCUAGCCAGCAACCGUACCCACCAGGACCAGCCUCAGAAGCAGUGUGGUCCCAGCAGCCACUGUGAGAUGGACUGCGAGGUUAACAAUGAGGACCUGCUCUGUGUCCUCAUUGAUGAUGGGGGAUUCCUGGUGCUGUCAAACCAGAAUCAUCAGUGGGACCAGGUGGGCAGGUUCUUCAGUGAGGUGGAUGCCAACCUGAUGCUGGCACUCUACAAUAACUCCUUCUACACCCGCAAAGAGUCGUACGACUAUCAGGCAGCCUGCGCCCCCCAACCCCCAGGCAACCUGGGUGCUGCACCCCGGGGGGUCUUUGUGCCCACUAUUGCAGACUUCCUUAACUUGGCCUGGUGGACCUCCGCUGCAGCCUGGUCCUUGUUCCAGCAGCUUCUCUACGGCCUCAUUUAUCACAGCUGGUUUCAGGCAGACCCCGCGGAGGCUGAGGGGAACCCCGAAGCGCGAGAGAGCAGCUGCGUCAUGAAACAGACCCAGUACUACUUCGGGUCGGUGAACGCCUCCUACAACGCCAUCAUCGACUGCGGAAACUGCUCCAGGCUGUUCCACGCGCAAAGACUGACCAACACCAACCUUCUCUUCGUGGUGGCCGAGAAGCCUCUGUGUAGCCAGUGUGAGGGUGGCCGGCUUCUGCAGAAAGAGACACACUCCCAGCGGACGGCCCGGAGCAGUGUGAACUGGUGCAGAGACCGCGAUACCGGAGAGGCCCGCAUAUCUGCUUUGACUACAACGCGACGGAAGAUACCUCAGACUGCGGCCGCGGAGCUUCCUUCCCGCCGUCGCUGGGCGUCCUGGUCUCCCUGCAGCUGCUGCUCCUCCUGGGCUUGCCUCCUCGGCCGCAGCCCCAAGUCCACGCCCACGCCUCGCGCCGCGUCUGAGCGCCCCCUCCUGCCCCUCCCCAGGCCUCCCCGCCUCUCCCCUGCCCCCCCCCCCCGACCCGGGGGGGGGGGGAGGGGGGGUCUCAAAGGAGGGUGCCGCAGGUCUUUGGCCCCCAAGCCACAUCUCGCCGCCGAACUGUCAAAGUGACCCCAGACCCCUUAUUCCCACUGGACUCACCCGCCCCUGAGGGCUGGGACAGGGAAGCCACAGUACUGGUGCCAAACCAGGCCUCCACUGCCCACCCUGCCCCAAGGCUCCCUUUGUGUGGGAGACCUAGGCCCUGCCCCAGCUGGACUUCUCUAACCUGGCCCUUAUGUCCCACCCAGGACCAAAUCUGGAUUCCCUGGGAAUAAUGAAGUUGAGAUGGGCAGUUUGAGGCUUGUGCAUCCCAUCUUAAGUCCUGGCAGGAGGGAGGUCCUGAGGCAGCCCCUCAAUGGCUCCUGCCCCUAUCAGGCCUACAGCCACCUCCCACCUUCUUCCAGCCCUGCAGGUGACAGGCCAGUGACAGUGACACUGGCUCAGACACAACCCCAUAAACACCUGGAGCCCUGAGGGCAGAAACUGGAUUCACAUUAGACUUACCUAGGAGGACGAACACACAUACACAGACACACACACACAGACACACACACACACACACACAAACACCAUGGGAUGGGGUGGGGGUAGGGGCUCACAAAGCCUUACACAGGGCAGGGGGUUGGUGGGAGGGUUGGCACAUGCACACUUCAUCUGCUCACUGCCCACCUCUAAUCUGACCUGCAGCCCAGCUGGUCCUCUGUCUCUAAAGCUGAAUGUCAAACAGUGCCAAAUGCUGGGACAGGGGGUUCACCUCUGUCCCACCCUAGCCACCAGUGUCCUGGAAAUGUCCCUCACCCCACCAGGUGCUCAUUGUAACCAUUUCGCACUAGUGUCAGGCCCCCAGCGAGACCACAUGCCACUGCCUGCACCUCUUGGCAGAGGAAUCUUCACCAGACAUUGCCCUUUGCCUUAGCCAGAGUGACAUAAUCACUCCUGGCUGGGCUAUCCCACCCCCAAUCUGGCCCUUACACACUCAGGCCUGUGCUCCACUCCCUGUUUCUUCACACUCACACAAUGGGGGAGGGGGAGCAAACUGCUCUCCCCUGCUGAACACACACGUGCAUGCAUACACACACACAUGCACACACUCUGUGCACACACAGAGGCUGGGCCCAGGCACAUGUCUUCACACCAUUCAUUCUGAUCAUUUCCCCCAUAGGCAUCCCAGCCUGGGGGCAAGUGGGGGACGGGAGAGCAGGGGGAUGUGGCCAAGAGGCUCAGAUGGACUGGGAGGAGGGGGGAGGGUGAUGCAUUAAUUAAUGGCUCCAUUAAUUAAUGUCACGUUGCUUGUUGCUUUCUCAGUGUGUGUGUAUGGUCCAUGCCCGCUGCUGGUGCCAGGGUGGGCACCCAUGCUGUACACCCAGCCUAGAUGCCAGCCAUGUCUUGCGGGGGCGUGUGUGUAACUGUAGUGUAGUCAGGUGCUCAAUGGAGAAUAUAAAAAUAAAAAAGAAACAUAUACAGAAAAAUAAAUAUAUAUUUUAAGUUUAAAAAACAGGAAAACAGACAAACAAUCCCCAUCAGGUAGUUGUCCAACCCCCAGCUGGGUCUAAUCCUUCUCAUCACCCACCCGACCUGGCUGCCCCCUCACCUCGGGCUCGGGGGAUCUGUGGGGGACUGGGGGACCAUUUCCUUUUCUCUGCCCUUUUUUUUUUGGUUGUUGUUCUAUUUUGUACAGACAAGUCAGAAAAACAACAGUGACAAAAAAGUCAAGAAACUUUGUAAAAUAUCGUGUGUGUGAUUCCUUGUAAAAUAUUUUCAAAUGGUUUAUUACAGAAGAUCAGUUAUUAAAUAAUGUUCAUAUUUUCACUUCAAA
Messenger RNA from Herpailurus yagouaroundi (jaguarundi), 5231 nucleotides. RefSeq names its product calcium voltage-gated channel auxiliary subunit alpha2delta 2 (gene CACNA2D2). NCBI's taxonomy places the organism in Eukaryota, Metazoa, Chordata, Mammalia, Carnivora, Felidae. Bases 5 to 3484 code for a protein of 1159 amino acids. Gene Ontology annotation, cellular component: voltage-gated calcium channel complex. The transcript is spliced from 37 exons. The record is from RefSeq and is a predicted model, not a curated record. Gene Ontology annotation, molecular function: voltage-gated calcium channel activity.